Malaya genurostris is the source of this 1313-nucleotide messenger RNA. RefSeq lists its product as uncharacterized. Bases 1 to 840 code for a protein of 279 amino acids. The transcript has 3 exons. Lineage: Eukaryota; Metazoa; Arthropoda; Insecta; Diptera; Culicidae. The record is from RefSeq and is a predicted model, not a curated record.
AUGUUUAUUUUUUCGGAGAGUAAUAAAGUUAAGAAUAAAAACGACACUGACUGCUCGACAGUGUCUGUAUUUUCCCUGAACACAGCCGAGGAAAUCGAAUCCCAUCACAUCCGUUUCUCCGAGCUCAGCUCGCUAGAGCCAAGCGAUUUGCCAUCGUCGUCGGGUGAAAAGGAUUCCCUCUGUGCCGACGACCGGGGGAAACCCCGGGAACCGACCGCCCGGACAGCCUUGCAAUUUCAGAUUCUCCUGGCAUGCGCUGCAUGCGCAUUAGCCUUCCCGGAGCCACCACGGGGGCGCAUUGUUUUGCCGGCUAAGCAGCUCCAGCUGCCCGAACUUGAGUAUGGUGCCCCCAAGCAAGAAUAUGGUCCACCGGCGUCAGACUACGGACCACCGACGCCGGUGUACGGUCCACCGGCUUCCGAGUAUGGUCCUCCGCCAAUACAGAAGCUAGUCACCAAAAAUGUGUACGUGCACGUUCCACCGGAAGAACCGACCGAAAUCGUCAAAAGUGCCGUACUGGAAGCUCCCAUUCCGAAGAAACACUACAAAAUCAUCUUCAUCAAGGCUCCGGCACCACCGGCACCGAUCCAGCAGCAGAUUCCACCACAGCCACAGGACGAACACAAGACUUUGGUGUACGUGCUGGUGAAGAAACCCGAAGAACCUGCACCGUUGGAGAUCCCACAGGCCGAACCAACCGAACCCAGCAAACCCGAGGUUUACUUCAUCAAGUACAAAACCAAUGAAAACAAAGAACCUGCCAAGAGCUACGGUCCUCCGUCCAAUGCCUAUGGACCUCCUUCCUCUCCCUCGGGACCGGCACGUUAUCAACAGUUCUAGGUUUAUGAGAAAAAAAAACGGUGCUAGACACAAUCCAGGGUUUUUGUUACUUGUUGUUUAUUUUUUAUUAGAACCAUUGUAUAAGAUAAGCUAGGCUACUUUGUUUAUUACUUGUUCGGGUGAAAAUUCAGUGGUCGUUAGAAUUAUCAAUCCAGAAAUCCUUUCCAAUAGAUUUGCAUUUACCUUACGAUUCACUGUUUCACCUUCUUUUUUAAGACACUAGAAAGCUUUUAUUUGGAAGAAUACCGGUGAAUUUGCUCCAGCCAGAGUUACCCUUAUUGUUAACACGUUGUCCUACCUCUACUAAGUCAUAAUAUCAACGGAAAAUAACUGGGUAAAUAUUGAUCACACAUUUUCCCGUUCAUUUCCCGAGUCAAGCCCUCGAAAGCUUUCAUUACACAAGCAUCCUUCCAACAAACAGCUGAAACGUGACAGACACGCUAGAGUACAAGCAGUUUAAUAAACGAAAGAGA